AUGGCUCUCGCUACCGAGGGCGCAACAAACUCCGUGGAGGCCGUGGCCUUCAGUUUUCUGACGGACAAAGAGAUACUUCAGAGUAGUCGCGUUAAAGUUACCGAUGCCAUUCUUGUCGAUAAUCUCGGUCGUCCCGUACCUAAUGGGUUAUAUGAUCCUGCUUUUGGUCCUUUUGUCGAUAGGUUUCCUUGUAAAACCUGUGGUCUGCCCAAAGAUCACUGCUCAGGUCAUUUUGGUCAUAUCGAGCUCGUUGCCACUGUGUAUAAUCCUCUGAUGUUCACUAUUCUUAGCAAUAUUUUAAAGAAAACAUGUUUCUCUUGCCAUCAUUUUAAGGCUAAUAGAAACGAGGUGGACAAGUGUUUGUCCAAAUUGAAGUUAAUUAUGGAAGGGAAUAUUAGCAAGGCCAAAAGUUUAGAUGGAAUUCAACUAGAUGGACCUCUAGAUUCAGGCGAUUUUGAUGUUGAUGAUGAAAACCAAUGUAGUAGACCCGAGCAACCGAUAAAAAAUUGGACAUCUAUUCAAUUUUCUGAGGCAAUGUCUGUUCUAAGAAUGUUUCUACUUAAGGAUUACAGGAAGUGUCAAAAUUGUGGAAAAGUCAGUCCUAAAAUUACUAAACCAAUCUUUGGAUGGUUUCACGUGGUAAAAUAUUUGUUUCUCUCCUUGCUUGAUUCUAUUUUCAGAAGUUAUAAUUUAUUAACGAAUCUUAGAGAUAUUUUUCUAGUUUUUGCUAGGUUGUAUUGA
This is a messenger RNA of Vicia faba (fava bean), 741 nucleotides long. The record is from the annotation of a GenBank genome assembly. NCBI's taxonomy places the organism in Eukaryota, Viridiplantae, Streptophyta, Magnoliopsida, Fabales, Fabaceae.